Messenger RNA from Thalassophryne amazonica, 2529 nucleotides. RefSeq names its product Rho GTPase activating protein 18 (gene arhgap18). Gene Ontology annotation, molecular function: GTPase activator activity. Gene Ontology annotation, cellular component: cytoplasm. Lineage: Eukaryota; Metazoa; Chordata; Actinopteri; Batrachoidiformes; Batrachoididae. Gene Ontology annotation, biological process: regulation of actin filament polymerization; signal transduction; regulation of small GTPase mediated signal transduction. The transcript has 18 exons. The record is from RefSeq and is a predicted model, not a curated record. The coding region runs from base 182 to 2299 and encodes 705 amino acids.
GUACAGAAAGAGAGAGAGAGAGAGAGACACGGAGGGAAGUUAGAUGUCAGAAUGACUCCACUGCAUGCUCGUCUAGCAGUGGAGAAGCUGAAUAGAUAGGACAGACAGACGGAGCGUUCAGUGGUGAUUAAAUGUCAGCUGUGCAUACCGCAGAGAAAGAAAGAAGAAAAGGAGGAGAAACAUGAGUCACCAGCAGCAGGAGUCCCAGGGAGUGGUUUUAACGGGUUACCACAGCAACGUAGAACUGCUGCCGAAACCUGGUGUGUGUGCCCAGGACCUCGACUCCACUGUGUCCAGUCGCAGAACGGGGAACUACAGUGUCCAACCAAACUACAAUGCGCUACACAGAGACAGACAUGGACCUACCAACAAAACAAGCAAUGCUAAAACCACCUGCGGUAACCCGCUGCCACUGCCCAACCCAGGCUCAACCUCAUACUCCAAAACUCAGCUAUGUUCUAGCCCUAAAGCGCGUUCCUGUCCCAGGAUUGGUUCCGGCUCCAGUCCCAAAUCUAGGGUCAGACCCCGACUGCCCUAUCAGCGCUGCAGCUCACAGGACUCACUGGAGGAGCUGCAGAUGGAUGACUAUUGGAAGGAGGUAGAGAAUAUCACCCGUUCAGUCGGAGCACCCGACAAAGGGGAAGGUGGAGAAGGAGAAGUGCAAGAGGAGGAGCAUCAGAAAGUUGCGGAGGAAGGAGAGCAGGAGGAGGCGUGGCUUACAGAGGCGGGGCUGGCACGGCUGUUUGAUGGGUCACUGGCUGCUGAUCAAGAUCAGGAUGAAGAUAGCGCCGUGUUCCUGUCUACACUGACAAGAACUCAGGCGGCAGCCGUAGAACGCCGGGUGGCGUCGCUACAGCAGACGCUACGGCGACGCAACCGACAGCAUGUUCCUGACGUUAGGGACAUUUUCAAACCACCUACAAAGGACGACGAGCCCAGCAAAACCAAAGAGGGAAGUGAGAAUGGACAGAGAGACGUCCCAUCAGCCGAAACAGAGACGGAACUCAACGUUGAAGUCGCGUUUUCCGAGCAGGCUGUCAACUACAGGGAUAACCAUCAGCGGUUGAAAGCCGCCACGUGCACGAACUCACCUGACGACAAACUACCAAACUUUAAGCUACUCCGGGAUAAAACGGGUCAGACCAGAAUAGGAGAUCUGUCUCCUCUGGAUAUGAAAAAGGUGCACAGACUCGUGCUUGUGGAAAUGACAGCUCUGUUCGACACCGCCGGCGUUGACCUGAAGGCUCACAAAGCUGUGAAAGUAAAAGCAAAAGAAACUGGUCUGUUUGGUGUUCCACUUGCCACGUUAUUGGAUAUGGACCAGAGGCGUGCUGCUGGAACCAAAGUGCCAUUCAUACUGCAGAGGCUCAUCAGCCAUAUUGAGGAGGAAGGACUGGACACAGAGGGGUUGCUAAGGAUACCUGGAGCAGCCACAAGAGUCAAGGCGCUCUGCCAAGAACUCGAGUCCUGUUUCUACGAUGGACUUUUUCCAUGGCACCAUUUGAAACAGCACGAUGCCGCGAGCCUUUUGAAGCUGUUCAUCCGAGAACUACCCCAUCCAUUACUGACUGUGGAAUACCUCAGUGCUUUUAUUGCUGUCAACAAGCUCCCCACAAGGAAGCAACAGCUGCAAGCGUUAAACCUGCUGGUUCUUUUGUUGCCUGAAGCUAAUCGUGAUACGUUAAAGGUACUCGUGGAGUUUUUUCAGCGCGUGAUCGACCAUCAGUCCCAAAAUAAAAUGACUCUCAACAAUGUCUCAGUCGUCAUGGCGCCCAACAUUUUUAUGUUUAAAGGCUUUCGCUCCAAGAUUACAGAACAACAAGAGUUCUCAAUGGCAACGAGCACAGCCAACAUCGUCCGGCUGCUGAUUAGAUACCAGAACCUUCUGUGGACGAUUCCCAAGUUCAUUCUGACCCAGGUCAGACACCAGAACAUGGAAAGUCAACGCAAAAACAAUCGGGAGCGAGCUGUAAGAAAGCUACUGAAGAAGAUUACCACCGACAGACCUUCUGACAAAGUCAUUCCUGAGGAGAGUUCGCUCGGAUUUAUUCGCGUUCAGGCGCCACAGUUCAGUAAAGUGUCGAUGGCUGUUCAUCUUACAGAAGAAUUACAAGCUGCCGACAUUUUAACGCGCUUCCUCAGCCAGGACAGUUCGGUGGCAGCAAAACGAGAAGAUUUGUGUCUCUAUGAGAUUGGCGGAAACAUCAAGGAGAGGUGUCUGGAUGAGGAAACGUACAUGAAAGACCUUUUCCAGCUGAAUCCAGCAGCAGAAUGGGUCGUCAGAACCGUACAACGAUAACCAAUUCAGUCACACCCAACUGGGUGCGGGACAGCGCCACCACCCUGUGCUCCUGAGGUCACCUGUAUUCCAGUUCAUUGUUUUUUUGUUUGUUUGUUUGUUUGUUUUUUUUUUUUUUUUUUUUUUUUCUUUUCAGGUUCUGGACAUAUUCUGUCAAAAUGGUGCAGAAACUUCGACGCAAGUUAACAUUCAUUCAGCCUCUAACCCUGUUUGAAGAAGAAGCAUUUGUG